Xenopus laevis (African clawed frog) is the source of this 1181-nucleotide messenger RNA. Its product is annotated as olfactory receptor 1019. The record is from RefSeq and is a predicted model, not a curated record. The transcript has a single exon. Bases 1 to 939 code for a protein of 312 amino acids. NCBI's taxonomy places the organism in Eukaryota, Metazoa, Chordata, Amphibia, Anura, Pipidae.
AUGCACCCAGGAAAUGAGACCACUGUAACAGAAUUUAUUCUUGUUGUAUUUACUGUCAUUCCAGGACUUGAAUAUUUAUUUUUUACUCUGUUUUUAAUUAUCUAUGUAAUAACCGUUCUUCGAAAUACAUCUUUCAUUUUUGCAUAUUCUCUUUGUUCAGACCUACACACGCCCAAGUACUUUUAUCUUACCAAUUUCUCCUUCUUUGAAAUAUGUUAUGUUUCCAUCACUGUUCCAAAGCUUUUAUCAGACUUAUUAACAGAAAGUAAAACAAUCUCAUUCUAUGGUUGUGCCGCGCAAAUGUACUGCUUUUUUCUUCUCGGUGGCCUGGAGUGCUGCAUGCUUGCAGUUAUGGCGUACGAUCGGUAUAAUGCUAUAUGCAACCCCCUUUUGUACCAAACUAUUAUGAGCAAAAGGGUGUGUGGUCAGCUCUUGGCCGGGACAUGGAUCAUUAGUGUGAUAAACUCUCUAAUACACACUAUUCUUACAUUCACGUUGCCUUUCUGUAGUAAUAUGAUCAAUCACUUCUUUUGCGACAUUCCUCCUUUACUGAAACUGGCAUGCAGAGUAAGCAUAAUGAAUGAAAUUGCCCUCUUUGCCAUUGCCGGCUUCAUUAUUACGGGCUCUUGUGUUUUUAUUGUGAUUUCUUACUUGCGAGUCAUUGCAACUAUCCUGGGUAUCCAUUCUACUUCUGGCAGGAGGAAAGCCUUCUCAACCUGUUCCUCACACUUGACAGCAGUUACAAUAUAUUAUGGGUCUGGUGCUUUUAUGUAUUUAAGACCCAAACCAAACCAAUCAUUGGAUCAGGACAGACAGAUUGCUCUUAUGUACACUGUAAUUGCACCACUGCUGAAUCCUUUAAUAUAUACACUCAGAAAUGGGGAUUUCAAAUUAGCUUUUAGAAAGAUAAUACAACAUAUGUUUUCUCCAAAAUUCUAGUUGCAUUUGUGUACAUGGCACUACUUACUGUAUAAUCCAGCUGCAUAAUAAAAGCCAGUGGUGCUUAUCUAUAGCUGCAGUGACGUGCACAGGUCACAGAAAUGUAUCAGUGAUAACGGCUCCAGUACAGUAAGUGUGAUCCAUCAAUAGUCUCUAUAGUGAGCACAAGACAAAUUACAUUGGCAGCGUCCUUCAGGUGUAAAGAUAAACAUACGAUUGCAAGUGCAAGUUCAAAGUGCAAA